UUCAUCUUUAAGACUUCAACAGCAACACACACAAAGAUUGCAGUGUUUGUUUCUGUUGAAUGUAGAUAGCCACCAUACCAACCUUAAUCCACUCUCCAUCUCUCUCUUUAGAAUCCAUGGCGGCAGCACCUGCAGUAACUGCCCUGAACGGGUUGAAGGUGACGCAAGCAUACCUGGAAGGGAAGGCAGUUAAGGAAACAAAAGUUCUCAUGGCCGAACUCUGCCGCCAAUUCUACACCCUCGGAUGGGUCUCUGGGACAGGUGGCAGCAUCGCCUUCAAGGUCCACGAUGACUCCAUCCCCAAGUCUCAACAACUCAUACUCAUGUCCCCUUCUGGUGUUCAGAAGGAAAGAAUGGAACCGGAGGACAUGUAUGUGUUGUCGCACAAUGGAUCAGUCUUGUCUGCCCCAUCUGCCAAACCUUACCCACACAAGCCUCCCAAGUGUUCUGAUUCUAGUCCAGUGUUCUUGAAGGCAUAUGAGUUGCGUGAUGCUGGGGCUGUUAUUCACAGUCACGGGAUAGAAUCUUGUCUUGUAACAAUGAUCAAUCCUCUAUCAAAGGAAUUUCGAAUCACUCACAUGGAAAUGAUAAAAGGAAUCAAGGGACAUGGUUAUUAUGAUGAACUUGUGGUCCCCAUAAUUGAGAACACGGCCUAUGAAUAUGAGCUCACAGAUUCUCUAGCUAAAGCUAUUGAAGCCUACCCAAAAUCAACAGCAGUUCUUGUUCGCAACCAUGGGGUAUAUGUUUGGGGAGAUACAUGGAUCAGUGCUAAAACCCAGACUGAGUGUUAUCACUACCUCUUUGAUGCUGCUAUAAAACUUCACCAAAUGGGAUUAGACUGGUCCGCUCCAAACCAUGGUCCAAUACAAAGUGCAAGAAGUAGUCUAAGGAUUGCCGGGGAGUCAAACUUUUCAGUUAAGGCAAAGAAAGAUAAUGGUGAUACUGAUCCAUUCCCACGUUGCAUUGUUCUCGACAUUGAGGGAACUACUACACCAAUAUCAUUUGUUUCAGAAGUUCUCUUUCCAUAUGCCCGUGAUAAUGUUGGGAGGCAUCUAUCUCUGACAUAUGAUACUCCCGAUACUCAAAAUGAUAUCAAGUUGCUUCGUUCGCAGGUUGAAAGUGACCUUGAACAAGGGGUUCCAGGUGCGGUGCCUAUCCCCUCUGAUGAUGCUGGAAAAGAGGAAGUCAUUGCAGCUCUAGUUGCUAAUGUGGAUGCCAUGAUCAAAGCUGAUAGAAAGAUCACUGCCCUGAAAGAGUUGCAGGGUCAUAUAUGGCGAACUGGUUAUGAGAAGGACGAACUGGAGGGAAUAGUUUAUGAUGAUGUACCAGAAGCCCUAGAAAAAUGGCACGCCUUGGGCAUAAAGGUAUACAUAUAUUCUAGUGGUAGCAGGUUGGCGCAAAGGCUAAUAUUUGGAAAAACUAACCAUGGGGACCUAAGAAAAUACUUAUCUGGGUUUUUUGACACCACAGUGGGGAACAAAAAGGAGACACGUAGUUAUGUUGAAAUUUCUGAGUCACUUGGCGUUGAUAAACCAUCAGAUAUUUUAUUUGUCACUGAUGUCUAUCAAGAAGCUACAGCUGCUAAGGGAGCAGGUUUGGAGGCUGUCAUUUCAAUUCGACCCGGAAAUGGACCCCUCCCUGAAAAUCAUGGAUUCAAGACAAUCAAAUCAUUUUCGGAGAUCUAAAUAGUAGCUGCACUCAUAUGUGAUCUAUUAGGUCUUAUGAUAAUUAUGGGCAUUGCAACCUUAACUUCUUAGAGUUGAAAUAAUGUAUUAUAGAUUCUGUUUAACUUAGCCCGAGUCUUUGUACAUCAAGUUGCAUUGAGGCCUGAACAUCCGUAACUUCCAUCAUAUCUAAUGAGAUGUGAUUUGGUUUUUAUGUUCA
Messenger RNA from Arachis stenosperma, 1884 nucleotides. Its product is annotated as probable bifunctional methylthioribulose-1-phosphate dehydratase/enolase-phosphatase E1. Lineage: Eukaryota; Viridiplantae; Streptophyta; Magnoliopsida; Fabales; Fabaceae. The coding region runs from base 117 to 1685 and encodes 522 amino acids. The record is from RefSeq and is a predicted model, not a curated record. The transcript is spliced from 12 exons. Gene Ontology annotation, molecular function: magnesium ion binding; acireductone synthase activity. Gene Ontology annotation, cellular component: cytoplasm.